AUGUCGGGCGCCCUGAGCAAGAGGAGCGACUUGGCCAAUGACAACAGCUGCCUGGGGCUGAGCCUGGCCCUGGUGGGGCCCCCGGGCGGCCCAGUCCUGCCGCACAAGGGCCACUGCAACACCUACCGCUGCGUGGAGCUGCAGGGCAUCCUGGGCCUGGAGGAGCCCUCCAACACCAAGUGGGUGAAGGAUGGGCAGAACCAGCUGCGGCAGGCGGCAGAGCGCGGCCGCGACCAGAACCGCAACGAGCUGAGCCCCCCCACCAAGGAGCUGAGCGCCUUGCUCAUCCCGCUGGAGCCCAAGGACGGUGCCGAAAAGCGGGAGGAGGAGGAGGAGGAGGACAGCGACGAGGAGGGCGAGGAUGAGGAGGGCUCCACGCCCGUCCAGAGCGAGCCCGCCACGGAGUCCGAGCAGAGUUCCGAGCGGGCCGUGUCCCGCGGGGACCAGGCCCGCAGCGCCAGCCUCCUCUUCGGCACGCGCACCAGCGGCACCAGUGACGAGGACUCCAGCUGGGCCACCCUCAGCCAGGGCAGUCCGGCCGGCAGCUCCCCCGACGAAGCAGAUUCCUUCUGGCUGUGCAACUCCCUGGAGACGAGCUCCGAUCUCCCAGCAGGGUGGAUGCGGGUUCAGGACACCUCUGGCACCUACUACUGGCACAUCCCAACUGGCACCACACAGUGGGAGCCCCCCUUGGGGACCGGGACUGGCGACUCCACAGGGAAUACCCCCUCCAAGGAGGCACAGUUCACCUGGAUGGAGCUUGGGCCUGCCGACCAGGAGUGCUCGGUGGAUGCCGAUUGCUGGAAGGAGGUGCCGUCCACAGAGGCGACCCCCGAGCCCCCGCUGGAGGAGGGGCAGCCCAGCUUGCCGACGGGCCCCCCUGCGGCUUGCUCGCCCGUGGGAGGGGAGCGCGAGGAGGAAGCCCAGUUCCCGGACCUCCCGCCCGGCUCCAAGUGCUUCCGGGUGCGCUCCCUGGGCUGGGUGGAGAUGUCGGAGGAGGAGCUCGCGCUGGGCCGGAGUAGUGCCGCCGUCAACAGCUGCAUCCGGCAGCUCUCGGGCCGGGAUGUGGAUGCCCAUGGAGCCUGGCCAGAGGGCAAGGCCAUGCUCCUGGUCCUGGAGAAGGAGGCACUGAAGCUCUUGCACCCCGAGGAGGGGACCGUGCUGCACGCGCAGCCCAUCGCCACGAUCCGUGUCUGGGGCGUCGGGCGGGACAGCGGCAGGGACUUCGCCUACGUGGCCCGGGACCAGCUGGCCCAGAUGCUGAAGUGCCACGUCUUCCGCUGCGAUGCGCCCGCCAAGAACAUCGCCACGGGCCUCCGCGAGAUCUGCUCCACGAUCGUGACCGAGCGGCGGAUCGCGCAGGCUCCCCUGCAUGGGCACCUGCUGGAUCACUCCAAGCUGGUGGACGUCCCCUUCCAAGUGGAGUUUCCAGCCCCGAAAAGCGAGCUGGCCCAGAAGUUCCCGGUCUUCUACUUGGGGAGCAUCUCUGUGGCGAAGCCCGUGGGCAUGGACGUCAUCAACGCGGCCCUCGAGGUGGCGCUGGAAGGCGGCGGCAAGGACCGGUGGACACCCAGCCAGCUCAGCGUGGCCCCCGCCACGCUCACGCUCACGCACCAGCAGACGGAGGCCGUGCUGUGCGAGUGCCGCGUGCGCUUCCUCUCCUUCAUGGGCAUUGGGAAGGAUGCCCGCUCCUUCGCCUUCAUCAUGGCCGCCGCCCCCGGGACCUUCUACUGCCAUACGCUCUGGUGCGAGCCCAACGCUGCCGGCCUGAGCGAGGCUGUGCAGGCUGCCUGCAUGCUCCGCUACCAGAAGUGCUUGGACGCCCGGCCCCAGAGCACCAGCUCCUGCCUGCCGGCCCCCCCUGCCGACUCCGUGGCCCGCCGUGUGGGCUCCACAGUGAAGAGGGGCGUGCAGAGCCUGUUGGGCACCCUCAAGCCCAAGCGCCAGGGGGCCCAGACCCCGUGAGCCUCCGGUGGGCGGCCCGGCAGGGGUCCCUCUCCCUGGUGCGCAGCUCCGCGUGUCCGAGGCCUGCGUGCAGCUGCCCAAGCGGGGGCUGCCACAUUCCUCGUGAGCUGCGGGGGGCUCCCGCGACCCCCCCCCCGGUCCGGGUGCCCCCGCCGGCCAGGCGCCUGCCCUCGGCACAAGCAUCCUGGCCGCUGGACAGCGCCCUCCGCAGCUGCGCAGGGCGGAGGGGCAGGCGAGGGCUGCCCUCCU
Messenger RNA from Varanus komodoensis (Komodo dragon), 2214 nucleotides. RefSeq names its product amyloid beta precursor protein binding family B member 1 (gene APBB1). Gene Ontology annotation, biological process: regulation of DNA-templated transcription. The record is from RefSeq and is a predicted model, not a curated record. NCBI's taxonomy places the organism in Eukaryota, Metazoa, Chordata, Lepidosauria, Squamata, Varanidae. Gene Ontology annotation, cellular component: nucleus; cytoplasm. The transcript is spliced from 13 exons. Bases 1 to 1965 code for a protein of 654 amino acids. Gene Ontology annotation, molecular function: amyloid-beta binding; transcription factor binding.